GAACAUGAAAAAGAGCUUACCCAACGAUCGGCGUUCGUACUCCUUGGAGCCUUCUGUGCCUUCUUCUGCAGUGUCGGUUUCUUCAAUGCCUGGGGUAUCUUCCAGGAAUACUAUCACGCCCAUCAGCUAUCACAAAACUCAGAGUUUGACAUCUCAUGGAUUGGCAGUUUCUCCAUCUGCGCCAUGUAUCUCACUUCUCCUGCCGUGGGCAUCGCUUACGACAAGAUUGGACCAAACAUGCUGUUGGUUAUAGGCAGUGUUGGUGCUCUCUUUGCCAUCUUCAUGAUCUCGCUUUGCAAGGAGUAUUACCAAAUCUUUCUUGCACAGGCAUUGAUUUUUGGUGUCAGCUCAGCCUUUCUGGUUACCCCUUCUUUGUCGACACUCACCAAAUACUUUCGCAAAGAUCGUGCUCUGGGGAUGGGUAUUGUUGUUGCCGGGUCUUCUACUGGAGGCGUGAUUUGGCCUAUCGUUCUGGAUCAAUUCUUGAAUCAUACAAGUCUUGGAUUCGGCUGGACUAUUAGAGUUACCGCGUUCAUUAUGCUUCCGCUACUUAUUGUUAGUUGUUUACUUGUUCGAUCACCUGCUGCUAUUCCAGCAUCUCUGGAUGAAAAGGACCAAGAUUCUACACCAAAGCCAAAAGCCGAUCUCAGCAUCAUAAAAAAUCCAGCCUUCAUUCUCUGUUGCGCUGGCAUGGCUGUUGCAAAUUUCGGCAUGUUUAGCCCCUUCUUCUAUGUCAGCUCUUAUGCUGCUUCCCUGCACAUGUCGACUUCAUUUUCAUUCUAUCUGGUUUCUAUCGUUAAUGCUGCUUCCCUCUUUGGCAGGAUCUUACCUGGUUUCUUGGCAGAUCGCUAUGGCUGCUUUAAUCUGCUGGCUCUUGCGGCUUUGGCGUCUGGUAUCGUGGCUUUUUGCUGGACAGCAGCUACUAGUGUUUCGGGAGUUGCGGUUUGGGCACUGGCGUAUGGAUUUGCUUCUGGAACUGCUUGUGUGGCGAGACUUGCGACACCACAGACUAUGGGUACUGCUAUGGAGUUGGCUAUGGGAUCUAUUGCCCUCAUGGCUCUGUUUGGUGCUCCCAUCAGUGGUCUGCUUGUUGGUCAAUAUAGCUAUCUGGCUCUUAGCAUGUUUUCUGGGGCCGCGUUGGUUGCUGGGUCUGUUUUGAUUGCUUGUGCACGUUNNUAUUUCCAGGAUAGAAGGUUGUUUGCGGUGGUU
Aureobasidium uvarum is the source of this 1209-nucleotide messenger RNA. The record is from the annotation of a GenBank genome assembly. Lineage: Eukaryota; Fungi; Ascomycota; Dothideomycetes; Dothideales; Saccotheciaceae.